This is a messenger RNA of Bufo bufo (common toad), 2291 nucleotides long. Its product is annotated as catalase. The coding region runs from base 85 to 1671 and encodes 528 amino acids. Gene Ontology annotation, cellular component: peroxisome; cytoplasm; mitochondrion. NCBI's taxonomy places the organism in Eukaryota, Metazoa, Chordata, Amphibia, Anura, Bufonidae. Gene Ontology annotation, biological process: hydrogen peroxide catabolic process; response to hydrogen peroxide. Gene Ontology annotation, molecular function: catalase activity; heme binding. The transcript has 13 exons. The record is from RefSeq and is a predicted model, not a curated record.
ACCCUCCUGGCAUGGGCGGGGCGUCCCUCAGUUCGUUAUAAAAUCCUGCUGCUGCGCAGACCCAGCGCUGUGUGUGGGGGCAUCAUGGCGGACCAGAGGGAUAAGAGCACUGACCAGAUGAAGCUCUGGAAGGAGGGCCGGGGCAACCAGAAGCAGGACGUCCUGACGACAGGCGGUGGGAAUCCCAUAUGCGAUAAGCUGAACCUCCUGACUAUCGGACCCCGCGGGCCCCUGCUGGUUCAGGAUGUGGUGUUCACAGAUGAGAUGGCGCACUUUGACCGGGAGAGAAUCCCUGAAAGAGUGGUGCAUGCCAAAGGAGCAGGGGCCUUUGGCUAUUUUGAGGUGACUCAUGACAUCACUAACUAUAGCAAAGCCAAAGUAUUUGAAAAGAUUGGGAAGAAGACCCCGAUCGCCGCGCGCUUCUCCACCGUCGCUGGAGAGGCUGGCUCAGCAGACACCGUGCGUGACCCCCGCGGGUUCGCCGUGAAGUUUUACACAGAGGAUGGAAACUGGGAUCUGACUGGAAAUAACACCCCAAUUUUUUUCAUCCGUGAUGCGAUGUUGUUCCCAUCAUUCAUCCAUUCCCAGAAGAGAAACCCCCAGACUCACAUGAAAGACCCUGACAUGGUGUGGGAUUUCUGGUCACUUCGUCCUGAAUCUCUCCACCAGGUUUCCUUCCUGUUCUCCGACCGCGGUAUCCCUGAUGGUCACCGACACAUGAACGGCUACGGAUCUCACACCUUUAAACUGAUCAAUGCCAAAAAUGAGCCGGUGUAUUGUAAAUUCCAUUUCAAGACCAAUCAGGGCAUCAGAAAUCUGACUGUGGAGGAAGCCGGUCGCCUGGCUGCCGAAAAUCCCGACUAUGGCAUCAAUGACUUGUAUGACGCCAUUGCCAAUGGAAACUACCCAUCCUGGACCUUCUACAUCCAGGUCAUGACAUUCGAGCAAGCUGAGAAAUACCCAUUCAAUCCUUUUGACUUGACUAAGAUCUGGCCUCACAAGGAUUACCCUCUCAUCCCUGUGGGUAAGAUGGUCCUGGACCGUAACCCAGCCAACUACUUUGCAGAGGUGGAGCAGAGUGCCUUUGAUCCAAGUAACAUGCCUCCUGGGAUAGAGCCAAGCCCAGAUAAAAUGUUGCAGGGUCGGCUCUUCUCAUACCCAGACACACACAGACACCGCUUGGGUGCCAACUAUCUCCAGUUACCUGUGAACUGCCCCUACAGGACUCGUGUAGCCAAUUACCAACGGGACGGACCCAUGUGCUUCUCUGACAACCAGGGUGGAGCUCCAAAUUAUUACCCCAACAGCUUCUCUGCUCCUGAUGUUCAGCCUUCUGCCCGAGAAAGCAGAUUCCGGGUGUCUGCUGAUGUGUAUCGCUACAACAGCAGUGAUGAGGACAAUGUCUCACAGGUUCGUGACUUUUACACCAAAGUGUUGAGUGAAGAAGAACGCCAGAGGUUGGUUGAGAACAUCGCUGGACACUUGAAGGACGCCCAGCUGUUCAUCCAAAAAAGAGCUGUGAAAAAUUUCUCUGACGUUCACCCAGAGUACGGCUCCCGUGUCCAGGCUCUGCUGGACAAGUACAAUGCAGAAGGCCGCAGUAAGAGAACCGUGAAGACUUACACCCAGCAUUCCGCCCAUGUGACUGCAAAUGACAAGUCCAACUUGUAGACUCCUUCCUCGGGAGGAUCCGUCCACAGCAUCUUUACCUGCCUUUUACUUGUAGCAUAUUGCUUAAAUAAGACCAUCUCGAAUGUACUGCAAUUCUCAGGCUUUCAAAUUAUUAUAUAUCUUUUUGGUUUUUUUAAGCCGAUUCACAAACCUGCAAAGGUUAUGUGCACUUGAUCACAAAUAGAAGCAAAUUUUUGAUAAGUCUUAUUACAGUAAAAUUAACAGUGCAGUGAUCGAUUAGUGUAGUCUUGAAUCAGUUUGCAGACAGGUGGAGGGAUCAGGCUAUAGACCCCGCCAUCGGUGCUGCACAGUUCGCAGUUUUAUACAACUAACCUUUCGGCAAGUAUUAAUACAAGUUAUUAUAAGCUCUUGUAAUCGUUUACACCGUGCCUUCAGAUGACAGAUCUCAGAAAUUGCAGUAAACUACCCACGGUGCACAAAUCUCAUGGGGUAUGUACUUCGCCAGGGCUACGUCUGUCUAGUGGAGCACUUCAGUACGUGUCCAUUAUGGUGGUUGUUCAUCUGUUGUGUUAGAUGUUGGUUUUUCUGUAACUGGAAAGGCGUCCUAUGUUAAUUAUAUAAUUUUUUUGUUUUUACAAUAAACCUAUACGCAGUUAAAA